CUCGUACGUCAAGGAGAGGCACUGAAGCGCACGGAACAGAUGGUAGAUAAAAUGGACCAGGACUUGAAGACUAGUCAAAGGCACAUAAAUAGCAUUAAGAGUGUUUGGGGGGGCUUGGUAAACUACUUCAAAGCCAAACCUCCAGAGAGCAAGCCAGAACAGAACGGAGCCCCUGAAUAUUAUGCUAACAGUAGAUUAAAAGAAGCAAUAGUGUCCAGUAAAGAACAAGAGUCAAAAUACCAGGAAAGUCAUCCAAAUUUAAGGAAGCUAGAUAAUUCAGACAAUGAUUUCGGCAAAGCAGAUUUAGUUUCUUCAGUGCAGAGGGAUUCCUAUCCAAAGAACCAACACCUGCGAGCUUAUCACCAGAAAAUUGAUAACAACUUAGAUGAGAUGUCUUCUGGGUUGAGUCGUCUGAAAAACCUUGCUCUUGGUCUGCAGACAGAAAUAGAUGAGCAAGAUGAUAUGCUGGAUCGGCUGACAAAGAAAGUAGAGACACUGGAUGUCAAUAUUAAAAGCACAGAUAAAAAAGUCCGACAACUUUAAAGGAUUUACAGAAAUUUUUUUUGUCCAGUGUCAGUUCUUGGUUGUCUUAACUCAACUGAUCUCUUAAAAAAACGUGGACAGUAGCUGUUUGUCUUUCUUCCCAUAUGUUAUUGAUUUUGUUGUCAUUAAAAUUGCAUAAUCUUAAGUGCAGCAUAAUACCUUAAAUUUAACAUACAUGGGAAAAGUGCAUGUUGAGUAAAAUCUCUCAGCACUUGGUAGAUGCUUUUGUGCUGGAUACCCUGCUCAAUUAUAUAACUGUGCGUCAUGUGCAUGGAGGAAUUUGCAAUCUACAAAGCUUCAGUGUCCUUGGCCUGGGAGCUGUGAUGAGAAAAGGAACUGCAUUUCGCCUGUUUUGGGGAGGGGGCAGGGGGAACAGAAUGCUGCUUUGUUCAGAACAAAUGUUGUUCAUUCUGUUUACCUACAGCUAUUUUAAAUUCUGAAAAAAUGCUGCUUUCCAGCUGUAAAAAUAAUUCAAAGUGACUGUUCUCUGGCAUUUCUGGGGCUUAAGGAACGAACUGUUCUGUGGAAGUUGUAAAAUAUCAAAGGUGUCAUGCAGUAAUGAUAAUAUCCUGUGCGUGUUCCCUUUCCUAAGAGGACUGUUGCCAAAUGGUAGAUCUGCAAACUGGGGUUUGUGUUUGGGUCACUAAAUGCUAUCGCCUUUACAGUAUUUUCAGUAAAGAUCUCUAAGGGUAUCUUGUGGUCUGCAAGAAAUGUUGACUGACAGUGACCCAAAAAGUUUGGGUAACAAAUCAGGACUUAAACAUGUGCUCUUAAAGAUUCUUUUGUAGAGGUUACCAUCUCCUUUUUCUUUUCUGCUCUUUCUCAGCCUAUUCAGAUAGGUGGUUAUUUGAAAAAUAGCUUCCAUUUUAGAAAUGGAGAGUUGGUCUGAUACUGCACAAGCGCAUCAUAGAUCGUUCUGUGAGUUAACAUCUCAUUCAAAUGUGAUUAGGGAGUCAGAAGAUGCUGCGUUUUCCUGGGCAACGUGACUGUUUUUAAGAAGCUCAGCUAUGGUUCACAUGCUUCUGCAUUGGCUUAGCAGGUGUGAAAAGUUCCUGCAAAUGAAGACAAGCUCAAAACUGUUUGAGUCUUCCAGAUACAAGUUGGGCCUUCCAAUUUGUUGUAGUCGUUUGUAAGUAUCACUGUAGAACAACGUAAUUACAGCUCUGCUCCAGCCUGAAGACAUGAUGAUGAGAACUUGCUGUCUGUCUUGAAAACAAGUAAGUUGUUUUGGUUUGGGGAGGCCAAGGGACCCGUGGCAGCGUUGCCACGCUCGCUAUCGCAAAGGACAUUGAGUGGCUAAGAGCAGAUAGUUGCUUUUUUGAGCUGGGGCCACGUUAUCUUAUGAAUUAAAGGAAGACCUUGGUGUUCCUUCUGUCCUUCAUGGACAUUGCAUUCCCACCCUCCCCUUUCCUUUUUUUCAAGGGUUUUGUUAUAUUGAGCUCACUUGCUACAAAGUGCACCCAAAUGUUAAGGACAUAAAAGAAAACUUGAGCCUUCCUUGUUUUACUGUGUCUCCUGAGAAGUUUGCUUGUAGAAAAAUAAAUCACUAAAAAAGCUACACUUCUUGGACAUGGCAUUAUGGAAGAAAAUAUUAUUCCUGGGAUUGCUAGCAAAGUCAAGUUGUGAAUUAGAUUUAAGGUGAUAUUAUGUUACUGACGUCAUUGAUUUCUGUCUCAAAAAAGGGACAUAAAACUUGGAAGAGCUAUUGAGUACCUCUAAUUGUUUUUUAAUUUUUGUCAUUUAUGCUCAUUUGGAACCAUAGAAAACCUUACUAAUAUCAAUAUAUCACAUUUUGGGUGUAUACCAUGAUUAAUUCUCUCUUACUCUGUUGGAAUAUUUAUGAAUGAUAGGAUUUGGUGUCUCAAGACGCUUCAUUCAUUUAUUAGUAAAUGAUACAAUCAUUAGUUUUCAAAAUGUUUGGUACCUCAGUGAAGGAAGAUUGAAAUUUUGCUUAUACCUGUUUUAGUUUCUUACUUGACUUUCUCCUUUUAAUAAAAAGGGUGAAAUUAUUUACAUUUUUUCUUACCCCAGUGCUGGUUAACAAACACUUGCAUCUUAGAAGGGAUGCAUAAAUUCUUUCAGGAACAGAGAAUACCAACAAAUUGCAUGGUAAUUAAUGACACUGUGGAAUCUGCCUUCACCUGUAGGCAACUAUUUCACAACCACAUUUGUUCCAAAGGCAGGCGGGCUUUGGUAACUGGGAUGUACCCUGAGACUUCCUUCACUGAGUUAUGGUUAAUGGAGGAAAAACAGCUGGAGGAUUGAGUUGUAUUGUGUGCAAUAACAAAUGUGGAGCUUGAAUCCAAGCCAAAAUCUCUUGAUUUGAGUGAAGUGUGUUGCCUUUCCAAUGUAAGCUCUUCCAUUUUUUUUAAUCUAAAUUCACAAAACUAACUCAAGUUUUUGGUCAACUGUUGGAGUUGUAUUGGCCUUAGGAAAUGUUACUGUGUCCUGGAUAUCUCUGAUGCCUUGAAAAACACAGGCAGGGAAGGGCAAUAAAAAAACCCCCACCCUAUUUCUGCUUUGUGAUCCAAGCAGAGUAGAAAACCAGCAUCUCUGCUAUGUCAAAGUCCUACAGAGAUCUAACCUCUCAUCUCUUCUAGCAACCCAUUCACUGUCUCAGUAACGUACAUCUGUUUGCUUAGGCUUUCCUCCUCUACUUACUAGUUUUGUUUUGAUGUGUUUUAAUGGCCUUGUUUUAAAGGAUUAUUUCCCACACUGGAUUUCUUUUGUGGGGGGAAAAAAAGAUUGUGCAUGGGUAUAAAUUAAUUUCUGCUAUGAAUGGAGUUCCCUUUCUCAGCUUUCAUACAGGUGAUUUAAGCUGAUAAAGAACUUACGCCUGACAUGGAGACAACACUAUUUUGUAAUAGUGAUGAACUUUUUUUGCUUGUUAGAAUAACUUUAUAUCCUGCAGAAAGGGGAAAUCUAAAGGAAAAAACCCUCAGUUUUUGCCUUUCCAGGACAUGUCACUUUGCAGGUGUUAUGAAGGACUUAUUUCAGUAGCUUUUCUUAAUAUUUCCUGAGAUAGUUUUAUUUCUUCUUGGAUACUGUUGAAAAACUUACCUUGUGUAGGGUAUAGGACUUUCAGAAGGAAUUUAAUUUACACUCAAGUGCUAACUUAAGUUAAAUGCUUUUGCAAAUAUUUUAAGUUGUCUUUAUAAAAGGCAAUUUUCUUGCUUCUCAAAGCUUGCUAAUAAAUUUUGAAGAGGUUUUAAACACCGGGAAGCAGCACCCUUUGUAACACAGAUACAAGAAGUCAUACUCUGAAAACAGCAAGGAAAAAAAAGAAGUGGGAAUAACCAGUGUCUGACUGUUAGAUUCCCAGGUGUAUUUGAUUUUUAAAUUUCCUGAGCAUUGAAUUAAAUAUUGUAAUGAAUGAUGCAUAGCUGAAUUUUAGUCUGUACUGCAAAGAUUUGCUGCUGUGCUGAACUCUGUUGGCACUCUGUGGUGUCAGGGGUUUGUGUGAAAUUUAUCUGAAAUACUUUGCUGCCUCGUAGUUUUUGUGAAGUGAUGUCAUUUGUUAAAUGGUAAAAUAGAAAAUACUUUCCAACCACUCUGCCUUCUGAACAAACAGAUUUUUGUAGGCAUUUUUACAAGCAUACGAUCAUAUGGAGGAUAUGUGCUAAUUUUGACUUUGAACUGUACGGGGCUUAAUGUUCAAAAUCACAGGUGGUGAUUAUUUGUGUCUCUGGCUUUUUUAAAUAGUACUUUAAUUCUGUGCCACCCAGGCAUAACACUUUUUAUACAAGUCAAAUUGAGAUCUCUUUUUCUUUUAUUUAAAUGCUAAGCUGGACUGUAGUUCAGCAAUUUAGGAGAUUGAAUGAAAUGGAUGUCGAAUGGUAAGAUGGUCAAUAAAGGUGCUUAUUGUUAAUGGAGA
Egretta garzetta (little egret) is the source of this 4417-nucleotide messenger RNA. It is a transcript of the gene SNAP29, whose product is annotated as synaptosome associated protein 29. The record is from RefSeq and is a predicted model, not a curated record. Gene Ontology annotation, biological process: synaptic vesicle priming; exocytosis; synaptic vesicle fusion to presynaptic active zone membrane. NCBI's taxonomy places the organism in Eukaryota, Metazoa, Chordata, Aves, Pelecaniformes, Ardeidae. Bases 40 to 543 code for a protein of 167 amino acids. Gene Ontology annotation, molecular function: SNAP receptor activity; syntaxin binding. The transcript has 4 exons. Gene Ontology annotation, cellular component: plasma membrane; SNARE complex.